Molecule: messenger RNA, 7179 nt
Organism: Pogoniulus pusillus (Red-fronted tinkerbird)
Lineage: Eukaryota; Metazoa; Chordata; Aves; Piciformes; Lybiidae
Gene: NKTR
Product: natural killer cell triggering receptor
Biological process (GO): protein folding; protein peptidyl-prolyl isomerization
Molecular function (GO): peptidyl-prolyl cis-trans isomerase activity
Source: RefSeq, a predicted model, not a curated record
GGAAUGGGCAGCGCUGACGAGGUGGCGAGGACGGGGCUGCCUGCGGCCAUGGGUGUGCAGGACCGGCCCCAAUGCUUCUUCGAGAUCGAAAUCAACCGCGAACCAGUUGGUAGAAUUAUGUUUCAACUCUUCUCUGAUAUAUGUCCAAAGACUUGUAAAAACUUCCUUUGCUUGUGCUCAGGUGAAAAAGGAAUUGGCAAAACAACUGGAAAGAAGCUCUGUUACAAAGGCACCACAUUCCACCGUGUGGUUAAAAACUUCAUGAUUCAGGGUGGGGACUUCAGCGAAGGUAAUGGAAAAGGAGGUGAAUCUAUUUAUGGUGGCUAUUUUAAAGAUGAAAACUUUAUUCUCAAACAUGACAGAGCGUUCCUUUUGUCAAUGGCAAACCGAGGGAAACAUACCAAUGGUUCCCAAUUUUUCAUAACAACAAAACCUGCUCCUCAUCUCGAUGGUGUUCACGUUGUCUUUGGACUGGUUAUUUCUGGGUUUGAAGUAAUAGAACAAAUAGAAAAUCUGAAAACUGAUACAGCAAGUAGACCCUAUGCAGACGUGCGAGUUAUUGACUGUGGGGUGCUCGUUACCAAAUCAGCCAAAGAUGCUUUGGAGAAGAAGAGGAAAGUAUGUUCUGAGUCAGAGGCUUCAGACUCCUCCUCCAGUGCAUCAAGCUCUUCAGAAACUUCAUCUGAAAGUGAAGAUGAAAAUGAAAGAAGCAGAAGGAGAAAACGUAAAAGAAGAGCUAAAGCCAAACAGUCAAAAAAACGGAGAAAGGAAGAGAGGAAGAAAGAGGAUCCAAGGUGCAAGCGAACCUCAAGCCAAAGACGCAGCCUUUCUGACAAGAGCGAUGUAACAGAAAAAGCAGCUGAUGUUAGUGCAAAGAGGGACAAGCCUGUGGUACGUCCUGAAGAAAUUCCCCCAGUGCCUGAAAACAGAUUUUUGCUAAGAAGAGAUGUGCCUGUUGUCAAUGUGGAACCUGAACCGAAACUUCUUGAUGCUGCACCAGUUCUCAGUGACCAGAAACCCUCAGUCUCUAAAUCUGGACGAAAAAUUAAAGGAAGAGGCACAAUUCGCUAUCACACCCCACCUCGGUCACGGUCCUGCUCUGAAUCCGAUGAUGAUGAGAGCAGCGAGACUCCUCCUCACUGGAAAGAGGAGAUGCAGAGACUACGAACAUACAGACCUCCAAGUGGAGAGAAGUGGAGCAAAGGAGAUAAGUUGAGUGACCCGUGUACAAGCCGAUGGGAUGAAAGAAGUGCAUCCCGGAGAUCAAGGUCUUGGUCACAUAAUGGCUACUCUGAUCUUAGUACUGUGAGAUAUUCUAGCCAUCACAAAAAGCAUAGAAAAGAGAAAAAGAAGGUGAAACACAAAAAGAAAUCAAAAAAGCAGAAGCAUUUCAAAAAGCACAAACAAACAAAAAAGAAGAAAACAUCAGCCUCAUCAGAUGUGGAAUCCUCUCGUUCCUUCCACAGGAGGACAAAGUCAUCUUGUGAUCGUGAGAGGAAGUCUCGUUCUUCUUCUUCAUCUUCUAGACAUUCAUCCAAAAGAGACUGGUCUAAAUCUGAUAAAGAUGACCAGAGCUCAUCAACUGUAUCAAGCAGAGGGACUAGGUCAUACUACAGGUCCAGGUCCAGAUCUAGAUCCAAAUCAAGAUCUUACUCCCGAAGAAGUUCAAGGUCAAGAUCACCUUCUAAAUCCUCACGUUCUCGAAGUAGGUCAAGGUCAAGUUCUAACUCCAGGCAUCAAAAGACAGUUUCCAAUUCUCCACGGAAUAUUUCCACACGACUAAGUGAAAAUAAGCUGAACAAGACUGUCGAGCCUGUAAGAGCAGUUGUCCUUCCCAGUGAUAAAGUGGUUGUACCACCCGUUGUCCCAGAAAGCCUCCCUGUUAUACCUUUGAGCGAUAGUCCACCGCCUUCGAGGUGGAAACCUGGGCAGAAACCAUGGAAGCCUUCUUAUGAGCGAAUUCAGGAAAUGAAAGCUAAAACAACCCACUUAAUACCCACACAAACUAGCUACAAUUUAGUAGUGGUUAAAGAGGCUAACACUUCUUCCUCCUGUCGUAAGCGACAGAGGAGUUCAGAUAGCGAUCGAAGCAGCUACUCCAAGUACCAUAGUGACAGGAGCUCAGAUAGUUGUCCAAGGUCAAGAAGCAGAUCCUCUCGAAGUAGGUCGUACUCGAGAUCUUACACAAGGUCUAGGAGUCCAUCUAGCUCUAGGACAAAAUCUCAUUCUUCUGGCAGAUCAGCAUCACUGAGUAAAUACCGCAGUGACAGGUCAGGCUCCAGUGACUCAACAUCUUACUGUUCCCUUAGUGAUGACGAUAGGCGCAGGAGCAAAAGAAAAUCCACAUCGAGUGAUCAGAAAGCUCGGCCUCUUAAAGGGAGACAAGAAACCAGCUCUGAAAGUACUCUGCCUUACAAGUCUACAAAAGACUAUGAUGAAUCUUCUCAAGGAUUGAAAGAGAGUGACAGUUUAUCAUCUUCAAACUUCUCUACUGACAGUGAGCGUUCUGCCAAAGCGAAAGUGCUGCAAGAAAAAGAAGGCUGCUUGCAAUUUGAAGGAGAUGUUCAGAAGCAGGAUAAAAAUAGCUCAAGUUCCGAGCGAAGGGAGGAGAAGUCCAGGCACGAGCGGGAUUCUGAUCACGCUAAAAAGAAGUCUGCCAAGGAGAAGUCUUCUGAGCAGCCUAGGAGUGGUGCAGCCACAAAACAAAAAUCCUAUGCAGGCAGUAAAUGGGACUCCGAAUCAAAUUCUGAAAGAGGAGAGGGGAGGUGUAACAGGGAAGAUUCCAGACCCUCCUCUAGUAAAGAAGAAGGAGAGGCUUCAUCAGGGUCUGAUACAGAACAUAGUGUGGAUAAAAAGGUCAAAAAACAAUCAAAUUCUUCAGAAGGCUUUCUGGAUUCUGACUGUACACUGAAGACAAGCAAGCAGUUAUCAUCAUCUGAAUCUGAGAGCUCUUGUUCUAGCUUAACAAACACUAGAGGGAAGCCAAAGAAACACAAACGUGGAUCAAAAAAACUACUUAAAAAAGCACAUUCCAAGAAGGCAAAAGAAAAAUCGAAAGGGAAAAAGGAGAAGAAACACAAAGUUCAGAAAAGAAAAGAAACGUUUCAUUGGCAGCCUCCUCUGGAGUUUGGUGAAGAAGAUGAUGAUGACGACAUCGACGAAAAGCCGGUUACCAAGGAGGAUAAAAAAGAAAAGCCGCUUAGCAGGGACAUAAAGGAUAAAACAGAAGCUUAUGAAAAGGAUGAAAUAGUCAAAGAUAAAAUGGGAAAUGGUGAGAAGUCUUGUCUGGAUGAAAACCUUUUAGGUAAAAGCACUACGUGUGAUGCCUUGCCAGAUCUCAGUAACCUUAAUAAAGACAGUGCUGAGACAAACUCUUCAGCCAGCAUUUUAAACUCAGGAAUAAACGUGGCCGCUUGCAAGUGCGAGAUGAAACAAGCAGAAGAAAGCAAUGAGAACGGCUUGGAAGAUGUCAUUCAAACAGAUGACAACAUGGAGAUUUGUACUCCAGACCGUAACUCACCAGGGAAAGCUGACGUGGACACUUUGUCUCCUGUCAUUCUCACUGCUAAACCUCAGGAUUUAAGUGCUGCUAUAAGCAAAGAGCUACAAGUUGAGCGCCCUGAACAAGAUGCUGUCAAACUAGGAAGCAAUAGUAUGGAAAUUAUUAACACGACAGAAGAGAAAGAAACAGGAAAACAAGAAAAUAACCUUGUCCCUGUGUCUAGUGCUAAAGACUGUAGUUUAAAAACUGAAAUUACUGAUAAUACACAAAGCAAUAUGAUAGAUAACAAGUGGAAGCCUUUGCAAGGCGUUGGUAACUUACAACCAGCAGCAACUAGUACUGCUGCAGAAGUUAAGGUCGUAACUUCAACUCCAGAGUCUAAACCAGCAGGUUUAAGAAUUGAAAUAAAAGCUAAAAAUAAAGUCAGGCCUGGCUCUCUCUUUGAUGAAGUCAGAAAAACAGCACGGCUAAAUAGAAGGCCAAGGAACCAAGAGAGCUCCAGCGAGGAGGAAUCUCCGAGUCGAGAUGACAAGAGCCCAUCCAGGAGCCUCAGUAGGUCACGAAGUAAAUCUGAGUCUAAAUCCAGACACAGAACAAGGUCCAUAUCUUACAGUCACUCAAGAAGUCGAUCUCGAAGUUCUACAUAUUCAUAUAGGUCAAGAAGCUACUCAAGAAGCCGAAGCAGAGGAUGGUACAGUAGAGAUCGGUCAAGAAGUCGAAGUAGCUCUUACCACAGUUACAAGAGUCGUAGUCGAACCUAUAGCAGAAGUAGAUCCCGAAGUAGUUCUUACUGUCAUCACAGCCGAUCCAGUAGGUCUUACACAUAUGAUAGUUACUACAGCAGGAGCCGAAGCAGAAGUAAAAGGAGUGACAGCUACCGAAGAUGUAGAAGCUAUGACAGGAGAUCCAGAUCUUCUGACUCCGACAGCGAAAGCGAUCGCAGUUACUCCAACAAUCGAAGUCCCAGUGAAAGCAGCAGAUACAGCUGAAAACGUUUCUUUGAUGUUGGAAACUAUUUAGUAAAACUUCUUUUUUCAAUGUUAUGUUAACAAAAAACCUGUUUUGACAGUGUCACAAGUGAAGUUGGAGGGCGUUUACUGAGCUGAAGCUACCAUUUAACAGCAAACUUGCUUGGCUCUGUACUUGGAAGUACUGAGUGCAGCUCAGCUGAUUUAUUUUCUAAUUCUUUUUUUUAAUGCCAAAUGCUACUUUUACAAAAUAAAGACAGAAAAAAAGGAGAAAAAAAAAAAAAAAAACCCUGCAACCAAACCCAGUUUUAUUUCCUCGAAUUGGAUUUUCCAAGCCAUGGAAGACACUUAGGUGAAUUUGCUGCCUCCACUUUUCCGGGUGCGGCAAGCUGUACUGUCUUCAAAAUGUGUUUCUAAACACCCGAGGGCUUUCUGCCUCUUACUACUCAGUAUAUACUAGCAACUGUGAAUAAACCUAGCAAAGGCUGCCAGUUCUAGUUUUAUUCAAAAUGCCUUUUUUUUGGUUUGUUUUUAAAUGCUGGAAGACAGGUUCCACGCCGUCUCCUUGGCUGGUUUUUGCGUUGCGUACAGUACGCGCGCGGCGGCUAGGUGGUGGAAAACAAAGACUGCCACUCUGUCUUAAUCCUCACUGUAUCGUGAGACUCCAGGAUUCUGCUGAGAAAGGUGAAGCUCUGCUUAAUGGGAACUCUCAAACUGACAAGCAGUGAGUAAUAAUACAAUAAAUAUAGUGGCAAAAGGGUUCUGAUCCUUCAGCUUGCCUGAAGUUUGACGUUUCGGGGUGAAUUCUGUGAUAAACAGCAAUGGUAAGAGUCUAAAAACAAAAAAGUCUUUCUUGCACUUUCUGAGUUCCAUUUUGCUUCAUCUUACAGCACGUGGCAAACUUCAGCACGUUUUUAAAUGGAAAGUUGUCAGCUUGAGUAUGUUCAAAACCCUUUCUGAAAGGUUUGGGUGGCGAUGGUGUUACAAGAAAACAAACCAUAAUGGUUCCUUGAUAAAGAGACCUGCAGAUGUCUCCCAUUUGCCACGAGGGUUAUGUUGGUGCUGCAGCCACUGAACCUUCUGUUGUUAAAGUGAUAUGGCUACAGAAAUGCUGAUAUGCCUGUUAAAAAGCAUGGACAAUACUGUCAAGUUCAAUACCAAAAAUGACUCCAUGAUACAGGUUUGCAAAAAAACCAAACAGACAAAUGAAGCUGCAGAGCAUUAAGAAAUUUUCUUUGCAAUAUUCUGAGUUGAUUUAAAACAAUUUGUAAACUUUUUCAGUGUUUAGAAAGUUGUGUACUGAGCAACAGGGUUUUUUAAUGGUAUACUGUAACCUGAGAAGUGGGGUCUGUAGUGAAAGAACAGACUAAUGUAGCUUUAUUAGAGCUAAUUACUCUUGUAUUUUGACAGUUUUCCUUACUGACUUCCAAUAAUAUCUGGAGAUGUUUUCAUUUUCUCAAAUGUUUUCACAUGUUGAAAAUGGUUUAUUGGGUUUGUUGUUUGGUUGGUUGUUUUUCCACUUCAAGACCCAACAGCUUCAAAAAUUAAAAGCAGUAAUUUUCUUGCUUAGACAUCAGUUUGUAGUGUCUUUUUGAGUGACUUCAGCUAGCCCAAAUUUAACUUCUGAAACACAAAUUCAAAGUGAAGUUUGAAGGAUAAUGCCCUCCAUUUCUGUCCAGGAUUGGCUGAGUAAGAUGUUCCUCUGCAGGUUCCUGAAACUUGAUGUUUGUCACAACUUCAGGACUUCAAAACCCUUCCUACUCAUGUGGCCCAAUGAGAAAAUGCUUGCACAUAGAAUCAUAGAAUCAACUUUAGAACCAAUAUCUUCUAAACUUUUAUGCUUUGUAAGUCCUGUUCAACAUCUUCAUCAGUGACAUUGAUGAGGGCACAGAGUGUCUGCUCAGCUGGUGACACCAAGCAGGGAGGCUUGGCUGAUACAGCCAAAGGCUGUGUAGCCAUCCGGCAAGACCUGGACAAGACUGAGAGCUGGGCACAGGAACCAGAUGAAGUUCAACAGGGACAAGUGCAGAGUCCUGCACCUGGGGAGGAAUAAUAAACACUCCACCAGUACAGGCUGGGAGGUGAUCUGCUGGAUGAUCUCCUUGGGUCCCUUCCAACCCCGAAUAUCCUGUGAUUUAUUACUCAGUCUACCUUUGCAAACAGACACCUUUAUGACAGUAGCAGCCAUUUCAGCAUCCUGAGCAGAAAUUUCUCUGCUCACUGAAGGGUUAGGUUUGGUGCAGUUUCAUAGUUUAGGUACAAAUGUAACAUUUUUUCCCCCUUAGUAAAUAGAAUUAGUGGUGGAACAGAAGUAUAUAAAUGUAAACGUUGCCAUUCAAUAGUUACAAGGAAAAAAGUUGCUCCAGGAUCAGACUUUGUCAUAUUUCAGGUCUGAGUUGUUAUUUUUCAGGCUGGAAUGAGGCAACAGAAAAAUGGCCAAUCAAUUAACAGUUAACUGGUCAGAAUCACCAAAUGUCACUGGUUUAUAUCUGAAAAGCUUUAUAAGGAAAUUGCAUCUGGCAGACACCUGGGAAGGGCUGUGAGGAAAGGGUGAAAGGGGAGAGUAUUUUUACCUAGUGAAUUCUAUUCGGUUGUCUCAGAUAGAAAUUGUACCCCUGAGCUGCUUUUCUACUGCUGGUCUAUGUUUUUGCAACUUUGUUAUUCAAAAGUAGUUGCUGUUUGUAAAAUAAACUUUUGUACCUAUCUGCA